Messenger RNA from Coregonus clupeaformis (lake whitefish), 1931 nucleotides. RefSeq names its product B-cell receptor CD22-like. Gene Ontology annotation, biological process: cell surface receptor signaling pathway. The coding region runs from base 38 to 1300 and encodes 420 amino acids. The record is from RefSeq and is a predicted model, not a curated record. Gene Ontology annotation, molecular function: transmembrane signaling receptor activity. NCBI's taxonomy places the organism in Eukaryota, Metazoa, Chordata, Actinopteri, Salmoniformes, Salmonidae. The transcript has 11 exons.
AUAGUUCUAGAGAAAGUUACUUGUCUGUGGGGACAGAAUGGAGAGCACCUUGCUCUGUUUGCUACUAGUGCUGAGUACACACAUCUACUCUGGACACUCUGAAGAUGAUGAUGGACAGGCAAAGGCUGAUCUGACCAUACACCCCAAAUCCUCACAGAUAUUCAGUGGAGAGUCUGUUACUCUCAGAUGUAACAUAAAGAGAGGAGAAGUCACUGACUGGGAAUACACAUGGCACAAGGAUAGUGUAGACUUACUCAGUAAGAAGCAUGAAUAUGAGAUCAGUGAGGUUAAGAUGUCAGACAGUGGUGACUACUGGUGUCUCGGUACACAUAUUGAUCAGAAGAAGGAUUCUAAGUGGAGUAAUCGAGUCAGACUGACGGUGACAGCUCUGCCUACAGCCUCAGUUAAGAUAGUCACUACCCAGGAACCACUGUACUCCGGAGACACAGUCAAGCUGCAGUGUGACAUAUCAGACUACACAGACUGGACGUACCACUGGUUAAUAAAUAAAGAACGGCUUUCCAGUCACACCAGUAAAACCACCACCAUCUUUCUCUCUGACCAGGCUGGUCAGUACCAGUGUGAGGGGAGAAGGACAAGACGGCCCCAGAAGUCAUAUCUCAGCUCAUCUCUCCACAUCAGCGUCACUGCUCUGCCUGAAACUACACUGACCGUAAAUCCAAACCCUGCAUACACUGGAGAGACAGUAACUCUGACAUGUUCAGUGGGGUCUGACAGUGACUGGAGCUAUACAUGGUACAAAGACAAAACUAAGAAAGUAGUGACCUUGUCUGGCAGACACACUACAACAGGAGCCACCUUCACCAUCAGUAGAGCUGCUGAGUCUGACCAGGGUCUCUACUGGUGUCAGGGAGAGAUCCAGUCCAGAUCCAUAUCAUCAAUCAUCAGUGAUCCUGUCACUAUCACUGUGAAAGUUCUGCCUACUGCCUCAGUGAAAGCCUCUCCACAGGGUCCCGUCUAUUCUGGAGAGACAGUCACUCUGCAGUGUGACAUAUCAGACUACAGAGACUGGACGUACCGCUGGCACAAAGACAACCAACUGCUUCCCAGUCCGCCCAGUGAAACCAUCACCUUCUCUCUCUCUGACCAAGCUGGUCAGUACCAGUGUGAGGGGACAAGGACAAGACGGCCCCAGAAGACGUAUCUCAGCCCAUCUGUCACCAUCAAUGUUGCUGACCUGCAUCCUUCAGUGUCUCUCAGAAUAAGACCCAACAGAACUCAACACUUUACAUCAAAGUCUCUCUCACUGAGCUGUGAGGAGAAGGGGAACUCUACAUGAUGGAGACUGAAGAGAUACAGAGAGAGAGGAGUGGAGUCAGGGUGUGGCUCUAACUGGGGAUCAAUUGCAGGGUCCACAUGUACCAUCAGGUCCACACUUGAAAAGGACAGUGGAGUGUACUGGUGUGAGUCUGCAUCAGGAGAGUACAGUAAUGCUGUCAACAUCACAGUGGAUGCUGGUGCUGUGAUCCUGGAAAACCCUGCCUAUCCCAUGACUGAGGGAGACUCUGUGACUCUGCGCUGUACAAAUAGAAAUCAGGAAACAAACCCAAACCCCAAGGUUGAUUUCUACAAAGAUGGAGAACUCAUCAGGAAUGAGACCACAGGAGAGAUGACCAUCCCUGCACUAUCCAAGUCAGAUGAAGGCUUCUAUAAGUGUAAAUCUACUGAAGGAGAAUCACCAGAGAGCUGGGUGACAGUGAGAGGCAUAACUCCUGGACCCUCUACAUCAGUCCUAGUAGUAGUGGUUGUGGGCCUGGUUGUUGCUGGUGUUCUGCUGGCCAUUCUCCUGGUACUGCUGUGUCGAUAUAAAAACGCCAAAGGUUCCUGUUGUAACAGGAUAUUCUCGCCCCCCCAGCCACACAGCACCAACCUGGACCCCCAACAGGACCAAGGAUCUACCCAGAGCCAGG